AUGAAGUGGUUGAUUCUUGCGCUGGUUUGUCUUCACCUCUCAGAGGGUUUGGUCAGCAGAGUCCCUCUGAAGAGAUUCAAAUCCAUACGGGAAACAAUGAAGGAGAAAGGAGUACUGAAAGAGUUUAUGAAAACACACAAGAGGGAUCCUGCCAUGAAAUAUAGCUACAACCACAAAAAUGAUUUUGCUGUGGUCUAUGAGCCUAUGAACAUGGAUGCCUGCUAUUAUGGACAAAUCAGUGUUGGAACACCUCCCCAGAACUUCAUGGUACUUUUUGACACUGGAUCAUCCAAUCUCUGGGUUGCUUCAACUUACUGCCAGAGUGAAGCCUGCCAGAACCAUCCAUUAUUCAACCCAAGCCAGUCCUCCACAUACACAUCCAAUAAUCAGCAGUUUUCUAUGCAGUAUGGCAGUGGGAGUCUCACUGGAGUCUUUGGCUAUGAUACUGUGACAGUGCAAAGCCUGACCAUCACAAACCAAGAGCUUGGCCUAAGUGUCAAUGAACCUGGCACCGACUUUGUGUAUGCUGGCUUUGAAGGUAUUUUUGGAAUGGCUUAUCCUGCCCUUUCUGCAGGAGGUGCCACCACUGCAAUGCAGGGCAUGUUGCAACAAAAUCUCCUCACAUACCCUAUUUUCAGUGUCUACAUGAAUAGGCCAUCUGUAUUCAGUCAAUCAGGAGCAGUCAUUUUUGGUGGUGUCGACAACCAACUGUAUUCUGGACAGAUAUACUGGGCACCUGUCACUCAAGAGCUGUACUGGCAGAUUGCUAUGAUGAUGUUUUCCAUCAAUGGGCAGGCAACAGGUUGGUGUAGCCAGGGAUGUCAAGCCAUGGUGGACACAGGAACCUCCCUUCUCACUAUUCCCCAACAAUUUUUAGGAAACUUCCUGCAAUACGUUGGAGCCCAACAAAGCCAAUCUGGAGAGUAUUAUGUAAAUUGCAACAAUGUACAAAAUCUGCCACCUAUCAGCUUCACCAUCGGUGGAAACCAGUUUUCCAUUCCUCCUUCAGGAUACAUCCUACAGAUCAAUGGAUACUGUGUAGUUGGAUUUGAGUCAACAUACCUACCUUCACGGAAUGGUCAGCCACUUUGGAUUCUGGGGGAUGUAUUUCUUAGGCAGUACUAUUCUGUUUAUGAUCUUGGCAACAACCAAGUUGGCUUUGCAGCCAUGGCCUGA
Messenger RNA from Staurois parvus, 1176 nucleotides. Lineage: Eukaryota; Metazoa; Chordata; Amphibia; Anura; Ranidae. The record is from the annotation of a GenBank genome assembly.